Coregonus sp. 'balchen' is the source of this 14685-nucleotide messenger RNA. NCBI's taxonomy places the organism in Eukaryota, Metazoa, Chordata, Actinopteri, Salmoniformes, Salmonidae. The record is from the annotation of a GenBank genome assembly.
AUGGCUGGUCAUUUCAACCUGAUUAAAUAUGCCAUUGUAUCCUGCACAAUCUUCAUGAGGUUUUUAAGUGAUGAGGCCAGAAACUCCAAACGUAAGUAAUCUCUGUUUUCUUUUUGUUCCUAUUGAUCAUUUUAUUAUGUUUGCAUGAUUCAAUUGAACGCAGAUGUAUUCUGCAUGCACAUACUCUGUAUUCUAUGUGUGUAAACUUUACCACCCAAGGACAUUAAAAAUGAUAUAGUACUGGAUCACCUGGAUGGGGGAAUUAGACUUUUCUCUAAAGACCAACUUCUACAUGGCAGUCUUCCUCCCAAUAGGUAUUUGCUAUUGCGAUGUAUCUCAGAGAUUAUCCGGAGGAAAAUUCAGCUAUUAGUGCAUAUGAAAUGUACAUCUUUUUUCUUUUACAUCUAUUUCGUUGAUAUGGGAAGGGUACCAGAUCUGUGCAAGUAAAAGCCCAGUGAGAGUGACUGUUCAUUCUAAAGCCCAUUACUACAGCUGAGGGGGUAUUUCUGGUUGCAUAUCACAUCAGUCUGGACUGGGUUCAAUAUCUACUUCCCCUCCAAGGAAUGUCAAUGCAAGUCACUUCGGGUAACCGAGAGAGGUUACUAAUUUUCUCCUAAUCAGCCACCUUAGGUGCCAAUCAAAAGGUAUAUUGAACUUUCCUUUGCUGCUUUACAGGAGAUAUUGUAAACUGGCACAGAACAGAAUGUCACUGCUAGUGUCGCUUUCUUCUUUGCCAAAUUACUACAGGGAUUUUGCAUCACAACACUGUCGCUUUAAUAUUUUUAAUAAUAUUGCCUUGCUUUUUGUAUUAAUUUUCUAACAAUUUGUAAAUAAAUCAAAUGCUCUCUAUAGUAUGGUUCCAUAUUAUAUAGCGUGAUUGGUUUGUUACGAGUCCUAUGUUUGCCUCUUCCAGGAACAUCAUUUGACAACGGGGGAAUGCUCAUUUCCUCUUUUCAAGAAAGUCUUCAGAUGGUGGACACAGCAUUAUGUCACACCAGGACAGAGUAAUGAACCUAAUCACAGUGUGUGCAUGGUUCAUGUGAGACUGUUCCUAGAAAUAUUAUUUUUUAUAUAUAUUUUUUUUUAAGAGCGAGGGGUCCACUUUUUCACCUUAUCUGACAAUUCCUCUGAAUCACAGGCGAGGCACACUCCAGUCUCCAAUGCAGCUGUUUACAUUUCUCCGGCAAGCAGAGCCUGAGACCCAAGAGAUUUCCAGAGCUGCAGAGGUCUUUGACACAACUCUGUUUAUUCUAAAGGACAGAGCCAGCCGGAGACAGAAAAGGGCACUUGUUGCAUCAGGUAGAUCCACGGUCAUAUUUCACUUCAACCGUCAUCACACCGUAUAUGAAUAAUGUAGGCUAUGCUAUAUACUUGCAAUAACAGCACAAAGGUCAUGUCUAUUCUGUGGUAUAUUCAGAUAGCCCGCACAGAUCUCAGGAAGUUAACUUUGAGCCAGUUACUGGUAUGACAUAGAAGUGCAAAGAGAUGCAUGCAGGAUCCACACUAACAGUUAAACGUCAAAGAUAAGCCUUUUCGCAUAUACAGUGUCAGCAAUGUUAUUGAAUUGCAAAUGGCUGCCCUGACUAGCCUAAUUAGAUGAUCUGUUUGCAGACCAUUUGCAUUAGUUAACUCAGUGCUGUCACUUCUCAAGAGCUCCUUUCAUUGGAGGACUUGGCGCUGAUUGCAGACCUGUCAGGCUGUCCUCCACCCGUUCACCCAGCCUUCUGUCACAACGAUUGCCUCGCCAACAAGUACCGUUCCAUAUCUGGAGUCUGCAAUAAUAGGUGUCUGGUAUAUUUUCUAUAUAAUUUCAUUCAAUCUGAACAUCCACAAUAAGGUUUGUUUACGCUUACAUUUUACAUUUCUCAAAAUAGAUUAGAAAAUAUAUUUUGUCUUCAUAGAGUCAAAAAAUUACUGUAGGAUUUUAUGUUUUUUAAGUAACUAGAAAUUGAAUAACCCCUCCCCUCCCCUCCCCACACACACACACACACACACACACACACACACACACACACACACACACACACACACACACACACACACACACAAGCUAAACACACACACAGCUUUUUCCUGUUGAUUUCCACCCAAUUCCUCUAAAUACUCCCACCAUGCACUAUAAUUAACUUAUUCUCUGUGAGAUGUUGCAUUCGGCCGGGGCAUACACACCUGUUUUGUAUUAUGGGGUAUUUUGACAGAUUUUUAAACAUAUUUUUCAGGCAAAAGCCUUUCUGGGGCACAGCCAACAGUGCCUUGGCCAGAUGGCUUCCGGCAGAAUAUGAAGACGGAGAAAGACAACCAAAGGGCUGGAACCACGGUCAACUAUACAACGGCUUCCAGCUUCCCCCGGUAAUCUCUAAAGUGUGAGACUGCAGGUGCACCAUGUUUAGUAAAAAAAAAAAAAAAAGCCAUUCGAAAGGAUGCUGUUUAUUUUUUUUCCAGUGUUAUCUGUUAAAUUAAAACAUGUACAGUAUAUCCCUUUUUGCAUUUUAAUAACACAUGGCUGUAGCUGCCUGCAUUCAUUGGGGCAGGUACCAGAGAUAUUAACUAUUUCUGGUUCUAGAAAAUAUAUAUAUUUUUUUAUCUUACUGACAAAGUGUUAAUGUCAUUAUUAUUUUUUUACCAAGAGGAAUUUAUUCUGAUUUGCAUUUAUAUUUGCAUUUCAGAUAUUUUCAGCUGUCUUAUUUCAUGUUAUCACCACACACUGACUGGAUUUUUUAAAAUGGAGAUCAUUAAAUAUACAAUACAUUAUGUAGCUACACAGCCUGCAGUUUGCACAGUGUUUGACCCACUAAAUGGAACCUAUAAUUUAUGUAUCUGUAUUACAACAUGUUUUUACUGUGAUUCUGAAGCUACUGUAAAUCCCAAUUUUUCUCAGAGGUUGUGAAGUUGGUAAAACAGCCUUGUAAUCCUCGAACACUCAUUGAAACUAACUAAAAUGUAAUCUACGUAAUCUCCAAAAGUAACUAUUUAUCAUGAGGGCCAUAAACCAUAACUACUAAUGCUGCAUACUCAAAUAAAUAUAAAAAUCUCACCUUUCUGAUAAAAAAUAGUUGCUGAGGUAUUGUCACUUUUGAGUACACAAGCUCAAGUAAAUACAACUAUGAUAAAAUAUGAAAUAUUUUAUAUGAUGUAUUUCCUACUCAACUCAACAAAACUGCAUGAAUAAGGUUGGACAUUUUACUUAUAUGCUCUCUAAAUAUAGUAUAAUCAAAUUAUAAAAUGACUAACUACACGAUUUCACCUUCCUUAUAACUGUAAAAUAAAUAUUUGUGAAUAUUUUCUAAGGGUCUCUCUAGAUCAAAACAUCUUCCCCACCGCUGUGAACGUCACACAGAGCUCUAGCUUUGCUUCCUGAACUCGUUAGGAACUGGCCUUUUAUCUUAUAUGAAUGUUGUCCGUCUAUGACAAACAGAAAUAGUUUUUUCUUUAAAAUCUACAAAUUAUUUUAGAUUACUGGCUAUAAAUCGAUCUCAGAAUGUUCUAGAACGACAAAACCACUUCCUCCUGCUGCGUUACGAUGUAAUGAUAGAUAUACACGGCGAGGCAUGGCUUAACAUGACCACACCCCUGAGUAGGGUACAGCCGUAGAGUACUCCCGUUACUCCCAUGUAAUAAGCCUAACUUAGCAAACUACUGACACUUUUUUGUUGUUUUAACAAACGUUUUCAUCAGCGUCGUUACUAAAAUACUUGACUGUCACAACAACAAAUGAUUUGCAUGAUACGUAUUCUGCCACUCUAAUGUGUUACCUGACCUGCUAACACUGACAGUAAAGCUAGUAAAGUUGUCUGAUUAUAUUUACGUCACUGUUUGUUUACCCAUAACUUUUUUGCCGGUUAGCUGACGUUAGCUGGCUGGCUAGCGAGAUAAGCUAAUCUUGAUCUAAUUAGCUAGUCUUAGAUAAUAAUAAUAAUAAUAAUAAUAAUAAUAAUAAUAAUAAUAAUAAUAAUAAUAAUAAUAUGCCAUUUAGCAGACGCUUUUAUCCAAAGCGACUUUCAGUCAUGACUAUCACGUGAACGCAGCAUGUGCUUUGUCAGUGACGUAGGGUUCAGCCAGGAGUUGAUGGGAUAGUCGGAAGAGUGAAUUAAAUGGUAGGAGGGACAUCCAAUCUUCAAGUGCUGUGUCUGUGAGAACCAGGGCUAUCGCUCAAUGCAAGCCAUUUCAAUCUACUGUGUCCACAGAUUGAUUUAUAAGUUUUUUUUAAAUGCCAGUUUAAAACCGGUACCACAACCACGCAGGUCCCCUAAACAGGGGACUUUACAUAUAAGAGGUUUAUAAAAGGCCAUCUUUGUUGAGAGACAAGGCCAUGGACUAUGGCAACGCUGUCAGUGUGCUUGUGUUUGUGAACAGUGAAGCUGUCGAUUUAUUCAUUAUCCUGUACGAGGAUGGGUUUAGAACAAUCAAACACAGAAGCUCCAAAAUAUCAACCUUCAUCGUCCAACCAGAGUAUGUGUCAUGUUCCCACUGCAUUACCAGGUACAGGAAGUCAGCAAGAAAAUACUGCAGAGCUCCAGCCGGCCGAUGUUGCUAGAUGAUGUCUAUUGUCAGAUGCUAGUGGACUGGGGCCAGUACAUAGACCAUGACAUAUCCUUCACUCCUCAAAGCACAAGCAGAGCUGCUUUCUUGGGAGGACUGGACUGCCUGGAAACGUGUGAAAACAUAAAUCCCUGCUUCCCUAUUGAGGUAACCACUCAUAAAUCACCCCAAUGAAUACACUUUCACAUCAUAGGGCGGCAGGUAGCUUAGUGGUUAAGAGCGUUGUGCCAGUAACCGAAAGGUCGCUGGUUCUAAUCCCCGAACCGACUAGGUGAAAAAUCUGUCGAUGUGCCCUUGAGCAAGGCACUUAACCCUAAUUGCUCCUGUAAGUCGCUCUGGAUAAGAGCGUCUGCUAAAUGACUAAUUAUUUAUUUAUUUAUUUACAUCAGUUGUCUGUCUGCUUCCCAAAUCCUACCAGUCCCUUUUAGGGAGACAAAAGUGUUGCUUUUGUAUAACACUUAUAUAUAACUGUGUAUAAGUUGUGUUCUUUCUCUCGCAGACACUCCCUCGUGACAAACUGUCUGGGAACAGAAGCUGCGUGCCAUUCUUCCGUUCAUCGCCAGCCUGCUUCUCCGGUAAUGCACAGGCUGCGACGGCGGACAUCAAACAAGUGCUACAGCGUCAACAAAUGAACUCAAUCACGUCUUUCCUGGAUGCAUCCACUGUAUAUGGCCACACCCCGUAUUUACAGAGUGCCCUUCGAGACCUCUCGAGCUCCGAUGGUCGGCUGGCUGUCAACAGCAGAUUCAGUGACUGGAGUGGCAGACCCUACCUGUCUUUUGUCCCCAACACCCCGUCUCCAUGCUUCCAAGAUCCAGGGGAUCCCCAGGGGGAAAGGGUGGAUUGUUUCCUGGCUGGGGACAGCAGGGUGAAUGAGGUUCUGCCCCUGGUGGUUCUACACACGCUGUGGAUGAGGGAACACAAUAGAAUCGCAGAGGCCUUGAAGAGCCUCAACCCACACUGGAGCGCAGAGAUCAUUUACCAAGAGGCCCGCAAGAUCAUUGGAGCGCUUCACCAGGCAAGUCCUACUGUACACGAUGGAAACAUCAUGACAAUAUCGUAUGAAUAGGAUUAAAAUACAUAGUUGUGCUGUACGUUCACUUUGGGGAGCCUUGCUUUGUUAUGGGAGUACUCGGCAGCCCUAGUUCCUACUGCCUGAUAUAUGAUGUUACUUGUUGUAGUGAGAUUAUCAGAGUGUUAUUACCAUUAUCCAGGUAUUUAUCAGAUUAAAAAUUACCAAAAGUUAGCCCUUUUAUAGAUGAGGUCAAAAGUCACUCUUAAUUCAGAGCUCUUAUCUGUGUCAGAACAAUGGGGUUUGAAUUUAAAGUGCACAAAUAACUUCCUAAAAAUGGCCUCUGGUCUUACAUUAGUCAAUGCAAAACAUUAUACUGAACAAAAAUAUAAACGUAUGUUGGUCCCAUGAGCUGAAAUAAAAUAUCCCCGAAUUUUUCUAUACGCACAAAAAGCUUAUUUCUCUCCUUUUUUUGUGCACAAAUUUGUUUACAUCAAUGUUAGUGAACAUUUCUCCUUUGCCAAGAUAACCCAUCCAGCUGACAGGUGGCAUAGGUGCACCUUGUGCUGGGGACAAGAAAAGGUCACUCUAAAAUGUGCAGUUUUGUCCCACACCACAAUGCCACAGAUGCAGGAAUGUCCACCAGAGCUGUUGCCAGAGGAUUUAAUGUUCAUUUCUCUACCAUAAGCCACCUGCAACGUUGUUUUAGAGAAUUUGGCAGUACAUCCAACCGGCAUCACAACCGCAGACCACAUGUAACAAUGCCAGCCCAGGACCUCCACAUCUGGCUUCUUCACCUGCGGGAUCGUCUGAGGCAGGGGGUGGGGGUGGUGCUGAGGACUAUUUCUGUCUGUAAUAAAGCCCUUUUGUGGGGAAAAACUCAUUCUGAUUGGCUGGGCCUGGUUCCCCAGUGGGUGAGCCUGGCUCCCAAGUGGGUGGGCCUAUGCCCUCCCAGGCCCACCAAUGGCUGCGCCCAUGCCCUGUCAUGUGAAAUCCAUUGAUUAGGGCCUAAUUUAUUUAUUUAAAUUGACUGAUUUCCUUAAAUGAACUGUAACUCAGUAAAAUCUUUGAAAUUGUUGCAUGUUGCGUUUAUAUUUUUGUUCAGUAUAGUUCUGUCUCAAUACCCAGACCUACAGAAAUAUUUUGAUUAUAAAACUUUCUAAUUCAGUUCUUAUCUUUUCUGGUUGAAUGUCAAAAGAGGAUAACCUGCUGGCUUAGUCCACCUGGCAUAGAAUACUUAGUCCACCUGGCAUAGAAUAAGGUGAACUGAAUCACCUGCAUGUACUUGUGAUUUCAAAAUGUGAUAGAAAAUGGCCCAAUGGCAAUCCCAGAGUGGAUAUGAGGAUAACACUAUAACCCUCAUGGUGUAUGUUUUACUUCUUAGGAAUCCCUACGACCACAGGGACAGGGCAGUAUGAAGAUCAAGGCCAGGUAGACUACUAAAUACUUUCCGCUAUCCCAGCUGGAUAAAAGCGGCAUUAUAGAGGGUCAAAGAAGAAUCUGUAAGGCUUAAGUGCAGCCCAAGCCUCUUUACAUUGAAAUGACAGAGAACAUAUGAAGUCUUGUUGGAGAGAGGCUAAAUGACAGGGAGAGAACAUAUGAAGUCUUGUCGGAGACAGGCUAAAUGACAGGGAGAGAACAUAUGAAGUCUUGUUGGAGACAGGCUAAAUGACAGGGAGAGAACAUAUGAAGUCUUGUCGGAGAGAGGCUAAAUGACAGGGAGAGAACAUAUGAAGUCUUGUUGGAGAGAGGCUAAAUGACAGGGAGAGAACAUAUGAAGUCUUGUCGGAGACAGGCUAAAUGACAGGGAGAGAACAUAUGAAGUCUUGUUGGAGACAGGCUAAAUGACAGGGAGAGAACAUAUGAAGUCUUGUCGGAGAGAGGCUAAAUGAGUGCACCAACCAGAAUACAGUUGUUUCAACAAUGUCUCUGAAGGGUUGAUUUUCUAUAGAUUAUCAAAUUGUCUGUCUUGUCAAAUGUGGAAAGAGCAAGGCUUUCAUAUACAUAUACAUACUGCAGUGUAUGUGUGUGAAACAGCGUCCUCCGUAAUUAUUGGGACAGCAUUUUUCCUUCUUUUGGCUCUAUACUUCAGAAGUUUGGAUUUGAAAUGAUACAAUGACUAUGAGGUUAAAGUGCAGACUGUCAGCUUUAAUUUGAGAGUAUUUUUCAUCCAUAUCAGGUGAACCGUUUAGAAAUUACAGCACUUUUUGUAAAUAGUCCCCCCCCCCCAUUUUAGGGGUGCAAAAGUAUUGGGACAAAGUAGUACAACGUUUAGUAUUUGGUCCCGUAUUCACAGCACGCAAUGACUCAUCAAGCAUGUGAAUCUACACAUUUGUUGGAUGCAUUUGCUGUUUACUUUGCUUGUGUUUCAGAUUAUUUUGUGACCAAUAGAAAUGUAUGGUAAAUAAUGUAUUUUGUCAUUUUUUUAGUCACUUUUAUUGUAAAUAAAAAUAUCAUAUAUUUCUCAACACUUUUACAUGAAUGUGGAUGCUACCAUUAUUACAGAUAAUGCUGAAUGAAUCGUGAAUAAUGAUGAGCGAGAAAGUUACAGAUAAACAAAUAUCUUACCCCUACAAAAAUGCUAACCUCCCCUGUUAUUGUAAUGGUGAGAGGUUAGCAUGUCUGGGGGCAUGAUAUUUGCGCAUCUGUAAUUUUCUCACUCAUCAUUAUUCAUGAUUCAUUCAGGAUGACCCUAAAUCAUGGUAGAAUUCACAUUAAUGUAGGAGUGUUUAGAAACAUAUUAUAUUCUUAUUUACAAUAAAAGUGACUCCACAAUGACACAAUACAUUAUUUAUAAUUUACUUUAGGCACAAAAUAAUCUGGUGGAGAGCCAAGGCCUUUAUAAAUAGUGAUGAGGCCAGAUGACAUUUUCUGAGGUUAAUCAAGGGGAACAAAUAAACAAUCAUAUCUCCAAGCUCGCAUAGGAUAUCCCAAAAUACCAUCUCAGUAGAAUAUUUUCAGAUGAAUGUAUACACCCUGUCCUAGAUAAUCUUGCAAAUUUUCUGCAAGGAUACAGUCAUGGCCAAAAUUGUUGGCACCCCUGAAAUUUUUCCAGAAAAUGAAGUAUUUCUCACAGAAAAGUAUUGAAAUUACACAUGUUUUGCUAUGCACAUGUUUAUUUCCUUUGUGUGUAUUGGAAUAACACAAAAAAAACAGGAAAAAAGCAAAUUUGACAUAAUUUCACACAAAACUCAAAAAAUGGGCCGGACAAAAUGAUUGGCACCCUUAACUUAAUAUUUAGUUGCACACCCUUUGGAAAAAAUAACUGAAAUCAGUCGCUUCCUAUAACCAUCAAUAAGCUUCUUACACCUCUCACCCGGAAUUUUGGACCACUCUUCUUUUGCAAACUGCUCCAGGUCUCUCAUAUUGGAUGGGUGCCUUUUCCCAACAGCAAUUUUAAGAUCUCUCCACAGGUGUUCAAUGGGAUUAAGAUCUGGACUCAUUGCUGGCCACUUCAGAACUCUCCAGCGCUUUGUUGCCAUCCAUUUCUGGGUGCUUUUUGAAGUAUGUUUGGGGUCAUUGUCCUGCUGGAAGACCCAUGAUCUCGGACGCAAACCCAGCUUUCUGACACUGGGCCCUACAUUGCGACCCAAAAUCCUUUGGUAAUCCUCAGAUUUCAUGAUGCCUUGCACACAGUCAAGGCACCCAGUGCCAGAGGCAGCAAAACAACCCCAAAACAUCUUUGAACCUCCACCAUAUUUGACUGUAGGUACUGUGUUCUUUUCUUUGAAGGCUUCAUUACAUUUUCGGUAAACAGUAGAACGAUGUGCUUUACCAAAAAGCUCUAUCUUGGUCUCAUCUGUCCAUAAGACGUUCUCCCAGAAGGAAUUUGGCUUACUCAUGUACAUUUUGGCAAACUGUAGUCUUGCUUUUUUAUGUCUCUGUGUCAGCAGUGGGGUCCUCCUGGGUCUCCUGCCAUAGCGUUUCAUUUCAUUCAAAUUUCGACGUAUAGUUCGCGCUGACACUGAUGCACCCUGAGCCUGCAGGACAGCUUGAAUUUCUUUGGAACUUGUUUGGGGCUGCUUAUCCACCAUCCGGACUAUCCUGCGUUGCAACCUUUCAUAAAUUUUUCUCUUCCGUCCACGUCCAGGGAGAUUAGCUACAGUGCCAUGGGUUGCAAACUUCUUGAUCAUGUUGCGCACUGUGGACAAAGGAACAUCUAGAUCUCUGGAGAUGGACUUGUAACCUUGAGAUUGUUGAUAUUUUUCCACAAUUUUGGUUCUCAAGUCCUCAGACAGUUCUCUUUUCCUCUUUCUGUUCUCCAUGCUUAGUGUGGCACACACAGAAACACAAUGCAAAGACUGAGUCAACUUCUCUCCUUUUUAUCUGCUUUCAGGUGUGAUUUUUAGAUUGCCCACACCUGUUACUUGCCCCAGGUGAGUUUAAAGGAGCAUCACAUGCUUGGAACAAACUUAUUUAUCCACAAUUUUGAAAGGGUGCCAAUAACUUUGUCCGGCCCAUUUUUUUAGUUUUGUGUGAAAUUAUGUCAAAUUUGCUUUUUUCCUGUUUUUUUUUGUGUUAUUCCAAUACACACAAAGGAAAUAAACAUGUGCAUAGCAAAACAUGUGUAAUUUCAAUACUUUUCUGUGAGAAAUACUUCAUUUUCUGGAAAAAUUUCAGGGGUGCCAACAAUUUUGGCCAUGACUGUAUCUGGCAGCAGUGCACUAGUUAUUUCUUAUCAACUGAUCCUUUGAACCCUGAAGAUAACCUGUUCUGUUCCACCUUGGACUACAGGAAGAAAAAAAAUAUAUAUAUACAGUGGGGAGAACAAGUAUUUGAUACACUGCCGAUUUUGCAGGUUUUCCUACUUACAAAGCAUGUAGAGGUCUGUAAUUUUUUAUCCUAGGUACACUUCAACUGUGAGAGACGGAAUCUAAAACAAAAAUCCAGAAAAUCACAUUGUAUGAUUUUUAAAUAAUUAAUUUGCAUUUUAUUGCAUGACAUAAGUAUUUGAUACAUCAGAAAAGCAGAACUUAAUAUUUGGUACAGAAACGUUUGUUUACAGAGAUCAUACGUUUCCUGUAGGUCUUGACCAGGUUUGCACACACUGCAGCAGGGAUUUUGGCCCACUCCUCCAUACAGACCUUCUCCAGAUCCUUCAGGUUUCGGGCUGUUGCUGGGCAAUACGGACUUUCAGCUCCCUCCAAAGAUUUUCUAUUGGGUUCAGGUCUGGAGACUGGCUAGGCCACUCCAGAACCUUGAGAUGCUUCUUACGGAGCCACUCCUUAGUUGCCCUGGCUGUGUGUUUCGGGUCGUUGUCAUGCUGGAAGACCCAGCCACGACCCACCUUCAAUGCUCUUACUAAGGGAAGGAGGUUGUUGGCCAAGAUCUUGCGAUACAUGGCCCCAUCCAUCCUCCCCUCAAUACGGUGCAGUCGUCCUGUCCCCUUUGCAGAAAAGCAUCCCCAAAGAAUGAUGUUUCCACCUCCAUUCUUCACGGUUGGGAUGGUGUUCUUGGGGUUGUACUCAUCCUUCUUCUUCCUCCAAACACGGCAAGUGGAGUUUAGACCAAAAAGCUCUAUUUUUGUCUCAUCAGACCACAUGACCUUCUCCCAUUCCUCCUCUGGAUCAUCCAGAUGGUCAUUGGCAAACUUCAGACGGGCCUGGACAUGCGCUGGCUUGAGCAGGGGGACCUUGCGUGCGCUGCAGGAUUUUAAUCCAUGACGGCGUAGUGUGUUACUAAUGGUUUUCUUUGAGACUGUGGUCCCAGCUCUCUUCAGGUCAUUGACCUGGUCCUGCCGUGUAGUUCUGGGCUGAUCCCAUCACCUUCCUCAUGAUCAUUGAUGCCCCACGAGGUGAGAUCUUGCAUGGAGCCCCAGACCGAGGGUGAUUGACCGUCAUCUUGAACUUCUUCCAUUUUCUAAUAAUUGCGCCAACAGUUGUUGCCUUCUCACCAAGCUGCUUGCUUAUUGUCCUGUAGCCCAUCCCAGCCUUGUGCAGGUCUACAAUUUUAUCCCUGAUGUCCUUACACAGCUCUCUGGUCUUGGCCAUUGUGGAGAGGUUGGAGUCUGUUUGAUUGAGUGUGUGGAGAGGUGUAUUUUAUACAGGUAACGAGUUCAAACAGGUGCAGUUAAUACAGGUAAUGAGUGGAGAACAGGAGGGCUUCUUAAAGAAAACUUAACAGGUCUGUGAGAGCCGGAAUUCUUAUUGGUUGGUAGGUGAUCAAAUACUUAUGUCAUGCAAUAAAAUGCAAAUGAAUUACUUAAAAAUCAUACAAUGUGAUUUUCUGGAUUUUUGUUUUAGAUUCCGUCUCUCACAGUUGAAGUGUACCGAUGAUAAAAAUGACAGACCUCUACAUGCUUUGUAAGUAGGAAAACCUGCAAAAUCGGCAGUGUAUCAAAUACUUGUUCUCCCCACUGUAUAUAUAUACAGUGAGGGAAUAAAGUAUUUGAUCCCCUGCUGAUUUUGUACGUUUGCCCACUGACAAAGUAAUGAUCAGUCUAUAAUUUUAAUGGUAAGUUUAUUAUUAUUUGCGUACAAAAUCAGCAGGGGAUGAAAUACUUUUUCCCCUCACUGUAUGUAUGUAUAUAUAUAUAUAUAUAUAUAUUUAGGAAUAUAUAUAUUUAGGAAUAUAUUUAGGAAUGGACAUAGAAACUUCUAGAUUGCAAAAUGUCUUAUUUUUCUAAACUUAACUAAAGGUCUCCUUUUGCUUUUUUUUCCUGUAUUUGCCCCCAGAUUAUAACCACCAGGGAUUAUGUUCCCAAAAUCAUUGGAAGAGAGGCUUUUGAUCUUUACAUUGGUCCCUAUGGGGGCUAUGAUCCGACUACAGAGCCCUCAGCCUCCAAUGUGUUCUCCACCGCUGCAUUCCGAUUCGGCCAUGCCACUAUUCCCUCUGUUCUCAAGCGACUCAACCAGAGCUUCCAGGAACAUGAACAGUUCCCCUCUUUGAGUCUGCAUAAGACUUUCUUCAGUCCCUGGAGACUCGUGAAAGAGGGUUGGUAUUCUCAUAUGCUGCAUACUAUUGGAACUAAUAGGGUGGAGUGUUGCAUACUAAACACUUUAAGGGCCAAUCCUUAGUUGACGAAGGGCAUCCCCACCCCUGUUUUGGUAAAAAGAAAAAGCUGAGGGAUGGGCCUGGAGAAAUGUAACCACUCAAAUGUAUAGAUGGAGCUAUGGAUGCAAGGACUGACCAUCCAAGAUAUCAACAUUAUAGUUUGAACCAUGUGUUGAGGCGAUACAGUGUUUUUUUCCAAUCUUUACAAACACUGUAAAUAAAAUAUUUUCUGGGGUUCUGAUGGUGUACAACAGUUGAACUAAGCUCAUUAGGCAUUUAUAAGUUAUAUUCUUAAAGAAUCAAUGGGUAUAUAUAAUUAAUUUAUAAGUCCAUCAAUACUUUGUAGAAACUCUCAGGUCAACUAAUUAUUUUGUGGACAAAAUUCCCAUGAUUUUUAAAGAAAGUGAAAACCCUACCUUAAGUUGUACUUUUACAUUAAUCUUAAAUUCAUGGGCAUAAGGUGGCAUUGGAUAUAAAGAAUAUGCAUAUGAUUACAUACUGUAUAUCUACAUCUGACUGUUUAAUCACAGGGGACUCAUUAAAGGCUUUACAACAUGAUGUUUAUUCACACGGGACUCAUUAAAGGCUACACAACACGAUGUUUAAUCACAGGGGACUCAUUAGGCUAUAUCAAAUUAUGUUUAAUCACAGGCGAGUCACUAAAGGCUAUACAACAUUAUGUUUUUAUCACAGGUGACUCAUUAAAGGCUAUACAGCAUUAUGUUUAAUCACAGCGGACUCAUUUCAGGCUAUACUGCAUGAUGUUUUCGUGCAGGACAUAUUCCCACUUAUCAUGAAUUGUCUAAAUAGACACAGACAGGCGAACUCUACUAAGUAAUGUAGCCUCUGAAGUCUAUAACCGUACUACAGUUAACAUGGGGCUCCCUUAUAAAGUUAAAGUAUUGUUAGUACUGUUCAUAGGAUAUUGUUAAACUUGAUAGAGACUUGGCACUGUUAUUUGGCAUUUUAAAAUAGGAAUAAUCCUGUGAGCUGCUCCAGAAUACAUUACCGAACAUCCAAGGUGAUGCCUAACUAGAGCGGACAGUGGUUACUGGCAGACCGAAUUGAUUUCGUCCCACAGCUAUGCAUUUUAUUGCAAUGAAAGGGACUUUUCAUAUUUACACAACUAGCCCUGCUGUUAUUGCGGAGAAUAAUGUGUUUGCAAGUGGAAAUUGUAUUGUGAAAUGUUGUCAUCUUUUUUACCUCCACGAAAGGUGGACUAGAGCCAGUCCUCCGAGGCCUGUUGGGGACGCCGGCAGCUGUAGUGACCCCAGACAACCUACUGACGGAGGAGCUCACAGAGAGACUGGUGGUGCUUACUGUCCCAGGGGGCUUGGACCUGGCCGCACUCAACCUGCAGAGGGGACGUGAUCAUGGACUUCCAGGUCAGUGUUACCCAUUAACAGGAGUCAAUCAUUAGGACAAUUUAAACAAAUCGAAUUGAAAUCCAACCAAAUUUUUAAAAAAAAGUAUUAAUGGCGCUGCAGUAGUCCACUGUGAAGAUCUGUUUUUAAUAAUCUAGUAAACAGGCAUAAUGCAAUUGUAUUAUAAUUAUGUUCCAGGUUACAAUGAUUGGAGGACGUUCUGUGGACUUGACAGAAUAGAGACUCAAGACGAUUUCAGAGAAGUUGUAAAGGAUGCAAGUGUUGUUGGAAAGAUAAUGGACCUGUACAGACAUCCUGACAACAUUGACGUGUGGUUAGGAGGGCUGGUGGAGGAACCUCUGUCUGGCGCCAGGACUGGUCCACUCUUUUCAUGCCUCAUUGGAAAACAGAUGAAGAUGAUUCGAGACGGGGACAGGUGAGCUUUUUUGAAACACAUUAACAGAUACUAAAUGGAAAACAUAACCGGUAUUAGAUACACUGUUGAAGCAUUGUUGUAGUAUUUGCUGCUUGGACCCCUAAGUAUGCACUAUACUGAAGCCUUCCUCUGACUGUAUUGGACUGAAUAUUAUUACUAUCAAUGAAUUACUGUAUGUUUUUUUUUUCAGGUUCUGGUGGGAGAGUGAGGGUGUGUUUACACAGGGUCAGAGGGCGGAACUUCUAAGGCACUCUCUAUCUCGCGUCAUCUGUGACAACAGUGAAGUGAAAGAGACUCCUCUUGACCCCUUCAGGUUUGGGAAAUACCCAGAUGGUUUUCUC